Entrophospora sp. SA101 is the source of this 552-nucleotide messenger RNA. The record is from the annotation of a GenBank genome assembly. Lineage: Eukaryota; Fungi; Glomeromycota; Glomeromycetes; Entrophosporales; Entrophosporaceae.
AUGGCAGCUUAUUCUGCAGAUAGGCGAAGAAUUCACAUUUCCAUCUCCACACACACAACUAAAUAUGAUGAGUGGAGUAAAAUUGUCUUGUUUAGGAAGAAUUCAAUUCCUGAAAUCCCAGAAGAAGGUAAAAAGGGAGAAAAUUUUCUACAAGAGUAUUUUUGUAUGCGUGUUGCAAUUACUAAAAAUUUUAAUAAUAUACAACAUGUUGUCUAUGAUGUUGGUAAGGAUAGGUUUCAACAUAAAAAUACACGACUCGAAAAAUUGGAGACAGAUGAUGGUUUACCAACUGAAGGGAUCGAAGCAAUUGGGAAAACAUCUGUGAUGUACAAAGGCCUUUACGAUAAUGAUAGAGUAUUACAAUAUGCACAUUCCUUGAAUGUUUGCAACAAGGAGAUGGAGAUAAUGGAGAAGUUGGAUUUAGCUUGCUUUCUCAAAAUACCCGAUCUUAAUUUAGCUGAUUAUGGUAACACUGGCAUGACUUUUAUUGUCUUGGCUCCAUUAUGCAAACCAUUUGGAGAAUGGAUAUUCUCCUUAUUGUCGAUAAAUUGA